AUGACCAUAGUUUCAAAUGAUUCCUCUUGGUGGCCGGUCAUUGAUGCAUAUCGUUUUUCUAGCUAUUUUACGCUUGCUGCCGUUGUUGCAGUGGUGUAUGACUGGGCCCUUACGUUUGGACAAGAGGUCGAAUUGGUCUGGAGGCAACGUUGGUCUCUGAUGACAUUUCUGUAUCUCGGUGUGCGCUACCUUGGAAUCUUAUCUGCUGCCCUAACCGUGCUUAACAGUCUUCCGACCAUCUCGCUGACGGGCACAUCCACUCAUGACCGCCACAGAUGUCGGAUUAUGUACCUCGUUCUGGAUUGGAUCAAUGUUUUGGUAUUUCCGAUGCUGUGGGUCAUCAUCAUCACUCGGUUGUAUGCCAUGUAUCAAGGAUCCAGAAAGAUCCUGAUAUUUCUUAUUGUCACCUUCCUUGCCGACAACAUUUUCAACGUAGUGGUCGUCAUAAUGUCAACGAUGCAUAUUUCAGCGGAGGAAUAUAUUAUCUCCGGCACUUAUAUGUGCCCGAUUAACCUUCCGGAAGAUGUCUCACUUCUGGGUUCCAUUACUUGGAUACUCGGAACUGUAUGGGAGGUCCUCGUACUAUGUCUCGCAGUCUGGAUUGCUGUAAAACACUUCCGUGAACUGCGACGUCAUUCGGCAGGAGAGAUUUUAGGGGACUGUUUCUCGGUGUUGAUCAAAACUCAUACGGUUUACUUUGCGAGCUUCGUCGCUGUUUCUUGCUUCCAGCUCGCUAUUAAUUUAUCUCCAACAAUCUUAGCGGACCUAUACUCGCUAGAAACUCAGGCUCUUGUUAGCUUGCUUCAGAUUUUCACAGCCGUGCAGGCGUAUGUGCUGGGACCACGCCUGAUCCUUGGUGUUCGAGAAUAUCACGCUAAGCUAGUGGCCAACUCUGACGCAGCUUCUGCUAUGACCUCGAUCGCUUUCCAGGAGCGCGUGCAUGUAUCGACUAGCAGUAGUGUGUGA
This is a messenger RNA of Suillus bovinus, 966 nucleotides long. RefSeq lists its product as uncharacterized. Lineage: Eukaryota; Fungi; Basidiomycota; Agaricomycetes; Boletales; Suillaceae. The coding region runs from base 1 to 966 and encodes 321 amino acids. The record is from RefSeq and is a predicted model, not a curated record. The transcript has 14 exons.